CCAGCAAGACAGCAUGGCGGACUGGCCCAGCCCGAGGGUGGCCCAGGGUGGCCUGUUUCAUACGCCCAAAGCACGCUACACGAAGGAAACUCAAGAUUUGAUAAAAGUUUUGAUGGAAGAAGCAAAAUUGACGAUUCUGCAGCGCAACAAAAUUAACUACCAUCUGCGAAAUGGCGAACCAUUGCCGGUGCCGAAGGAGCCGAAGUUUGAGCAGGAGUACAGUAACUUUCUCCCGAUGGCCAUACCGCGGAAAAACAUUAAAAAACGUUCACUGAACACCAUCAUCGAGAGCGGUGCGUUCGAUGUGGAAAAGUACGUGCCGCACAAACCGAAGGAACCGAUCGAAAAGCUGAAGCUCAAGCUGCAGGAGCAGAUGAGCGGUAUUAAGAUCUUUCCGGACGAUGGCCGCCGUCGGCGGGUGGUGCGUAGUAAGAGUGAAGGAUGCAUGGACUUUGUGCCGCCCGAUCGGGCAAGUGAAUUGCUCGAGGAAAUCAACGAACGCGUUCAGUGGCUGGAAGAGAUGGAGGCACUGGGCGAGGGGAAGAAGCAUCGCGCCACUAUCCAGCUGCAGAUUGCGGAGAAGCUCAACGAACUCAAGCGACUCGAUCGGGCCAAAUCGCAGGAAAACGAAAUUUAACCCGUGUAUACACUUUUAGCGCACGUUGUUUGCAGUUUAAAUUCACCUUCUCUUUUAUAUUAAAUUCAUUACACGCUUAAUUCUACAGCAAAAU
This is a messenger RNA of Anopheles coluzzii, 731 nucleotides long. RefSeq names its product UPF0193 protein EVG1 homolog. NCBI's taxonomy places the organism in Eukaryota, Metazoa, Arthropoda, Insecta, Diptera, Culicidae. The record is from RefSeq and is a predicted model, not a curated record. The transcript has 3 exons. Bases 14 to 637 code for a protein of 207 amino acids.